Messenger RNA from Podarcis muralis (Common wall lizard), 1383 nucleotides. The record is from RefSeq and is a predicted model, not a curated record. NCBI's taxonomy places the organism in Eukaryota, Metazoa, Chordata, Lepidosauria, Squamata, Lacertidae.
UUAAAGCCUCCCAUGUCUAACGCAAGAAAAGAAGUCAUCAUGCAAGCCUUUCGAAAGCUAGACAAGACCGGGGAUGGGAUUGUCACCAUUGAAGAUUUACGAGGAGUCUACAAUGCAAAACACCACCCCAAGUACCAGAACGGGGAAUGGUCUGAAGAGCAAGUUUUCAGGCUGUUUCUGGAUAACUUCGAUUCGCCUUAUGAUAAAGACGGACAGGUUACACCAGAAGAAUUUAUGAACUAUUACGCAGGUGUCAGCGCUUCAAUAGACACAGAUGUCUACUUCAUUGUGAUGAUGAAGAACGCUUGGAAAAUCUGAUGUUGUUAUUGUAAUGCAAAGUGCUGCUGCUGCUGCUGCUGUCAUUGUAAGCAUCUCCUAAGCCUCAUCAUAUACAGGACAGCGCUGCUGUAUUCAGAGCAGUAACCAGCUGCACCAUUCCUAGGAGUGAAUUAGAAGAAGCAAUAGCCAAAAUUAUCACCGCGCCUAUUAUUUUGGGAAGACUGAUCUCACUGAGGAACUGUGCUUUUUGUUUCAGCAAACAGGGAUUCCUAAUGUAACAAAUGUGAACAGGGGAAAGGAGGACAGAAGUACUGCUUGAAUCAGGGAUGACAAGCCCUUCCUCCACCUGCUGCUUUUCCUCAACUCCUUUCCCUGCCCCCAGUUUCCUAGCCUCAUUACUACCCCCUCAGUCAGGCUCUGAGAUCAGUAAUAAGAGGGGGAAACAAUAUCUGGGGAGGGGUUGCCGGAAGAAAAGUGGUGGGUGGGCAAGCAUCACCCCUGAAAUUCCUCCCUGUACAUUAUUCAGCAAACACGAGGUUGGGAAUGCUGGGUUGCAUCCAGUGAUGGUUUUGCCUUAGCGCAGGGGCGAGGAAGCGCUUCACACUCCCCAGGGCCACACUCCCUUCUGGCCAACCUUCCAGGGGGGCCACAUGGCAGUGGUGGGUGGAGCCAGAGGCAAAAGUGGGUGGAGCAACAAGUGAAGAAGUUACCUUUGUAUGCAGCAGGCUAGAGUCUGCACACACACCCACACAACCCUCUUUAUCCUCUAGUCUAGUACUCUUUAUCCUUGGUUUUCAUAUAAUUUUUGUUUUCAGGUAAGCUGGAGAUGGUCAUUGAAUGGGUGCCAGAAGUUGAGCCAGGGGUAGGAACCAAACCAGGGGUGCUGAGCUAAUGGUUUGGGACCAGGAAACAAGCAGAGAGCAAUGAAAGACCUAUCAUUUCCUAAGCAAAGUUCUAGCCUUAACAUGAAAUCUUUAUAGCCUUUCUUGUAGAGGAUAGUCAGUGGCUGGCCUGGGAGAACAUGGAGUUAUACCAGGGGUAGGCAACCUAAGGCCUGGGGGCCAGAUGCAGCCCACUCGCUUUCUCAAUCUGGCCCACGGACAG